AACUUGAACCCAAACUUUUAACAAUGGCUGGGGAGGUCAUUUCUCUUUCAGCAUUUGUUUAUUUGAAGAAAAUUUCGAAGAAAGAAUCUGUGGCCCCAUUGAAGAAUUAUCACAUUCACAUAUACAUAUUACAUACCCUAAUAUAAGCUAUCCCCUUUAACUACCAAUUUUAAUUUUUUUUCCCAAGAGACAAAAAGCUGGAAUUUGUGAAUAAUAUUUGCAGAAUGUUUCCUUUACAACAAAGCGAUGACCCGGUGUACCAGACUUUCUCCAGUUCUAACCAACACAAAAUCCCUCAAGAUCUGAUUACGGGUCAUGCUUCACUGGAAGGCAUGGGGAAAAGCCGGAGGGGGAAAGUCUGUCAAAUGGAGGGUAGUACCGAAGGGUUUCCUUGUGAUAAAUAUAAGAAACAGAAGUUGCAUAGGGAGCUUGAACGCCAAAGGAGACAAGAUAUGGCCUCCCUUUAUGCUUCACUUCGAUCUCUUCUCCCUGAUGAAUAUAUCAAGGGAAAGCGCUCGAUGUCGGAUCACAUGAACGAGGCAGUGAAUUAUAUACAACACUUAGAAAAGAAGGUCAAAGACCUUGAUGUUAAAAAACAUGAAACGAAGAGAGUGUCCAAUUUGGCUUCUCUUGUCUCGGGAACUGAAAGUUCAAACCACUGCUUCAUAAUCCGACCAUGCUUGAUAGGUAUCGAGAUUAUGUUUCGUUGUGGCUUCAAGGAGCAAGACUUGCCCCUAUCAAGAGUAUUAGCUGUUCUCGUUGAUGAAGGACUUCCAGUUGUUAGUUGUGUUUCCACCAAAUCAGAAGAAUAUUUACUUCAUACUAUCCAAACCGAGGUGAUUUUUUUUUUAGCAAUUUCUUUCUAUUUUAAAGUUGUUACAAAAGCAAUCGGUUUCCUUAUUUCAUUUCACUUCAUAGGUCAAUGAUCCAACAAGCGUCAAUCUAUCCGGGCUGCAGCAGAAACUAUCCAAGCUAGUGAAGUAAUAAAUUAAGUAACUUAAUUUGUAUUUGUGCUUGAUAGGGAUUGAUCUCUUCACCACUGGCAUUGACUUAAUCUGACUUCCAAUUUGAGAAAUGGACUUCUUUUUGUCCGUCUGAUCUGUAUAUAUAAGUUGUGAUAUCCACUUAUUGCAGCCUCGGAAUGUCAAGGAACUUUGCUGGAAAGAGGAAAUGUUAGACAUCCUCCAUAACAGUUUUUUUUUUUUCUGGAAAAUGUGUCAGUGCAAUCCUUAUCCUUGCGAUCAACUUUCCCCUAAUUAAGACUUCUUUCCAGCAUUGCAUUGCUUCCUCUUGCAGUCCAAAUGAAAUUGCCAGAGUUGGUAUUGAGACAUUGCAACUUGGAUGGUAAAGUUAAGGUAUCCGUAUCAGUAGUUCGAUGGUAAGUUCACUCAUAGGUCACUGUAUUAUUGUGUCUAAAAAUAUGAACAAAAUUUUCACUUUCCAAAACUCUCAGUUGGGGAGCAAUGACAAUCUUCUAAAAAUUUCAGCUAGGGAGGAACUUCACCUGAAGAGUGUGUAGUCAGUGGCAAUAAACCGUUCUCUUUUAAUUUCUUGUCUUGCUUAAGUAGUAUGAAUUCAUAAUUGAUGAAUUGGAUCGUCUAGCUAGAUAUUUGCCUCAUUUGCAUAUCAUCAAAUGCUCAAGGAAUUUCCCCUCUUGUUAAUAAGAGAAGGGAUAUUCGAUCAACACUGUAAUUAACUAUAUGAAAAUCUAAUUUAUGACUAGAUAUUGAAUAAUUAAUUAGUCAUGUACUCUAUCACUCCAUUAUAGGACUUAUUAUCAUAAUUAAGAUUGUGUACAUGGGAAUGCAGUAAAGGGGUGUCUCUAAUUUGCAAUCUUCUAAUUAAUCGUAAGCUAAAAUUAUUCAUCACAUCUGUGCAUUGAGCUUAAAUUUCAUAAAAAUUUAUCUACUUGAGAUUGUAUUAUAUAGUGGUGACUACUGUCUGCAAGUAUAUUUACAUGUAUAUUUUAUGAAUUUGUUUUUCCAUAGUCUUGAGAAUGGGUUAAAUUUAUGAAGCGUCACACUAAUUAAUUACAUGAUGGGUUAGAUACACCGACUUGUCCCCAUAUGCCUGAAAUAUAUUUAUAUGACCAAUAAGAUAUUGUGUUCUAUUCUUCUAUUGAUAUCCCUUAUCUAUGAUUUGUUAUUCAGGAGAAAAUAUUUCCAAAUAUCUGUCAAAUUAUCUAUGCCAGCUCACAUAAUCUCCACCUCUUUUAUUUUUUCAAGGUCUGCCAACUCGAUUGUAUGGGUGAACUAAAAUCAAAUCAAAAACCUGCUUCAAGACAGAUUGUUGUGAUAAAUAUUUCUCCCAAGCAUGUGUUACAUGCAAUCGCAGCCCCAUUGUCCAUACUAAUACAUACAUAAAAUUUUUUAAGCUUUACAUACAUGGUUCUUAAUUUUAUGCUUAGAUGAUUAAUUGAAACUGGCAUUUUACAUUCAUUUUCACUAUGCAAACAGUUGAUGCAGGUUCUAGAAAGUUAACAGAAAAUGGAAGACAUUCUGUAUUUUUUUAUAAUGCAGAAUUAUUCCUAGAAAACUCUCUUGCAUAUAUAUGGUUUGCUGACUCUUUGGUUUGACUUAAUUAUUUUAUGGAAAUAUGUAUGACGGUGGUUCCAUUCCAUGUACCUAAAGUAAUCGUGCAAGUAGACAUACAAUUUGUCAUUCUAAUCAUAAAAUUUAUUCUUUUAUUUAUUUAUUUUUUGCAAGAUAAAUUAAGAUAUCUUUAAUUAAUUGAAUUCCCUUUUGCAAGAAGGGAAGAUUUUGCUAAGCUUAUAAUUAAGGUUAUUUAAAAAUUCAUAACAUGUAAAUUCUUUCUCUUUUGAUUCCAAAUGAUUCUAUCUUCUGCUUUAAUAAUGAUUUCCUGAAUGGUUGGUAUGCAUGUCAUUUAUAGCGUCAAAUGGUCAAGUCUCACAGUAUUGUAGAAAUAUAGAUAUGCAGGAUUACUGCAAAGGAUAUCCCUCAAUUACAUGGUCUUGAAGUAUAUUUUCCCAAAGCCUCGUUUAGUUGAGUUCAGCUUCUGGUGAUAUUUACAAAAUUGAUGCCUUAAUUCUUGUGAAUACCUCGUUUUCAGGAAAGCUGUUUAUUACCAAAAAAUGCGUUUGGUUCGUCGACGAGGGAGUGAGUGUAUAUAUGUGUGUAUAUAUAUAUAUAUAUAUAUAUAUAUAUAUAUGGGACGGUACUAAAAAUUGGUCAUAGAAAACAAGCGAAAUCAUAAUUGAUUUGUAAUGGUGAAUGCUGGAAUCAUAUUGUCUGCCUAUGUCUAGGAAAAAGUAUGUUUCUUUUUGUUUUAUUUGAGCUACCUGAUAGUUGUUCUGGCUUUUCAUUCAGAAUUAUGGUUGAGAAAUGAGAAUGGUGAUUGAGUUUAAUAUGAUUCGAAGGAUGGCAAACAUUUUGCACCCAAAAAAAAAAAAAAAGAAAAAGAUGUGAAACAUAUGUUAAAAUUAAUGGGACAAGCAUGAUCAGAUGCGCAAGUUGUUGAGUUGGCGGCCGUUGGCAAAACUGUUUAGACAUUUUACCAAUUACCAAAUCAUGUAUUAUUGGACAAUAGGUGAUAUGUUUUGAUGAUGCUAAUUCGGCUAAACGAUCGAACAGAACAUACUGCAUUCUUUUGGAACAUAGCUAGUUUUGAUCGGUCAGCACAUAUGCUUUCAUUCUUCAUUUUUUCUUGUUUAAUUGUUUUUGGCUGAUGACUGACAUUUAAGCCACCGAAGAAUGACGACCGAGUUUAAGGCCAGAGUGCAGAAAAUAUUAGAGCUUUCAAUGAAGGAAAAAGGUAAUUGACUAUUUGGCCAUUGAAGAUUUGGAGUCAAUUAAAAUUUAAGCCUGUCAACUUCAGAAAGGAACAAAGGGCUUUGUUGCGACUAAACUUAUAAUUGCAAAUAGUGAUAUUUUAAAUUUUAAUAAUUUAUAUUUAGUAAAAAGGAGUAUUUUGUCUACGUCACUCUUCCUAGAAAUCUUUGACUUUAUAUUCCCUGGAUAGUGCUGGGUAGCUGGUCAUAAUAAUGCUGCACCAUUAUAAUUUUUUUGACGACAGAUUUUCUUCAUUCCAUAAUGGAAGAAAGAAAAUGGUGGCUUUAACUCCUUAUACAUUAGUCCUUGUAACUUUGAUCCUUCUAUAUCUUUAAAUUCUACUUGAUCUUAACUUCAUUUUUGUACAUAUGUAUUGAGGAAGUCAAGAUAAUAAAGGAUCUCUAUUCAUCUUUAAAAGAAAUUAAAAAAAAAAAGAAGAUAAUAUGCAAUUAAAUUAAGAUUUAAUUUGUUCUACCUAAAUCUUACUAGUUAUUGAUACUUGUAUUCAAUAUUCUCCCCAUCUUUCAAUUAUUUUUACUAUAUUUUAUUAAAUGUUUUAAGUAAAUCAUACUAGGAACCCCUUUCAUCAUAUUUAUCUAGUUACGAGGGAUUAGUGUGGUUUGUAAAUAGAGGAGUUUUCUUUUUUAUUUCAAUCAGAAUUUGAUUUUUAUAGAAAGUAUUUUGAGAGAAUAAGCAUGAAUGCACCAGAUCGAUAUGGGAGGAUGCAUCAUUAACAUCAUUGAAAAGAAGAUUAAGUUCAAGCACAAUCUGAAGAUACCCUUGACCAUAUUAUAAAAAAAAAAAAUUAUCUUAUAACACCUUUUCCAUUUUAGAUAAAAUCCAUUAUAUAAAACACCCAAAUCGGUGACCAAAUUAAAUAGUGCUGUGGCAACCAUAUUUUUAUCUCCAAAAAAAGAAGAUUAAGCAACUCACUAAUUCAGCAAUUCUUUACAAGAAGUCUCUAAUUUAGAACUUUAAUAUUUAAGGGAUUAUCUUGGAGGAUAGAGGUAAAGGCAGAAAAUGGAUAAAAGGAGGUUAAAACAGUAAUUUUAAUGGAGAAGAGGCCAAAAUAGAAAUUUGAUGGAACCAGUCCCUAUAAAAUAAGGGAGUUGAAA
This is a messenger RNA of Durio zibethinus, 4903 nucleotides long. Lineage: Eukaryota; Viridiplantae; Streptophyta; Magnoliopsida; Malvales; Malvaceae. The record is from RefSeq and is a predicted model, not a curated record.